CCCUAUUUGUAUUCCUUCGUUCCUUCCCCCCAAAAAACCAUAGAUUUUAGGAAUUCAAUUCUGCAGAAGCAAUGCGGAGGGAGAUACCUACUCGGAAAGGGAAAGCACAAGCUACAACGGAUCACACUGUUGACCGAAGGCUUCUUCGCUCCAAGUACCUCUCCUUCAAGAACCGAAUUUCCGAUGAGAGGGAUGAUAUAUCCAAAUUUGAUUCUCAUAAGUUGAUAACAUUGAUUGAAGAAGUGGAUAGCUUGCAUCAGCUAGUACAAAAUCCCAGGGAGCAAGUAGUAGAUGCUGAAGCUCUAUUUGACAUUACAGAUACACUGGUGACCUCCGUUAAAGCGUAUACUAAUGAUGGCUUGACACCUUCAGAGUUUGUUAGUUGCAUUCUUAGAGAUUUUCGACAAGAAGGUGGCGGACUAUGUAGUUACCGAAAUGAGCUAAGGAGUUCGAUAAGAUGGGAAGACAUUGGGGAAGCUGUCUCUGUUGUUUUCAGGAGUGCUCCUGGCUGUCGUACAAUGGUUGGGCCAAUGAACAAUGAGUUGAAGCGGCGUAAGCCUAUGGUUCGUAGAGAGCGUGCAAAACUUGCUAAAAAUACUCAACCAGAAGAGCUUGAUGAAAAGGAUCACGACAAAACCGCAACAGAUAAGAAUAUGGCUACUAUGUUUAAUGUCUUGAGGAAGAAUCGCAAAGCCAAGCUUGAAAAUCUAAUGUUAAACAGGAAGUCGUUUGCACAAACUGUGGAAAAUUUAUUUGCUCUAUCAUUUCUUAUAAAAGAUGGACGUGCUGAGAUUUUAGUGGACGCCAGUGGACAACAUCUAGUUUCCCCGAAGAAUGCUCCUAGUGCUGAUGCAAUUCAAUCUGGCGAGUCUGCUUAUAGUCAUUUUAUAUUCAGAUUCGACUUUAACGACUGGAAGUCAAUGUUGGACACUGUUGCUGCCGGGGAGGAAAUAAUGCCACAUAGAGCCGAGGUGAAUGAAGCAAGAAGUAACGCUGAAGCAGAAGUAGAGUUUGAUGGACCACAAGUUGCACAGCCUUCAAGUCAUAUAAGGAAAUUGUGCAGGAACCGAGGUUUAGUUAUGCGGGAGCAGACUGUCGAGGAAGUUUCACCUGAAAGUGACGGCAAUAAAGCUACUGGCAGGGCCACUGCCAUGCGUAGAGGGAAGCGAAAACUAUGAUGGUUGGCCAAUCUCUCCUUGGCUCGAUCAUUAAAAUUGUUUAUAUUUGAAGUAGAUGUGCAUAGUUUGGCUUAUCAGUUCUCUUUAACCCUAUUAGGACUGACCGGAGUAAUGGUUCGUUCCACUUUUUGUCCUCCCAAGGUCUGGCAAACUGCUGAACCUUGGGCAUCACUUGUUGAUGCUAAAUUUUGGGAAUAUUCAUGUAACUAAGUAGGAAUGAUUGUUGAAAUUUACAUUAUUUUUAUUUUUCUA
This is a messenger RNA of Salvia hispanica, 1430 nucleotides long. RefSeq names its product non-structural maintenance of chromosomes element 4 homolog A. The record is from RefSeq and is a predicted model, not a curated record. Gene Ontology annotation, cellular component: nucleus; Smc5-Smc6 complex. Gene Ontology annotation, biological process: DNA repair. NCBI's taxonomy places the organism in Eukaryota, Viridiplantae, Streptophyta, Magnoliopsida, Lamiales, Lamiaceae.